AUGGCCGACGUUAAUAUAACAAAUCGAAGAGCAAGAAGGAAAAACCCUGAAAAUCCUGAAGUCAUCGAGACUUGGGAUUCAAGUCAUAACCAAAAUGCAGACUCACAACUGACCGAAUUAGAGUUAUCUCCUGAAGAAAGGAAAAAAGAACGACAAAAACGUGAAGUUAAAAAUAAUAUUUUGCUGGAUCGUGCCCGUCGUCAGGCUGAGAAUAGACUAGCUCAACAAGGGAAGAAUAAGGAAGCUCAAACUGGUAUUGUAGCGCAGCUAUUGCAAGCACAGAAAGAGUCCAAACUUCUGCUUGCUAACUGUUUCGAGCAAACAACAGUAUUAGAUCUUAUAGACCAGUCAUGCGUAGAUCGAGAAACUAUAUCAGACAUGGCAGUUGCCAUUGACGCGGCAUCAACUGUUUAUGGUUAUCGAGUUGAUCGCACUCAUUUAGACGCCCAGGAAACUAGUGUGAACUUUCUUAAAAAUAUUGUGGAGAAUUCUCCCGUUAAAAAUAGCGACAAGAGUUCUGAUUCUGAUUCUCCUGCGAAAAAGAACAAGACCAAAGAUGCUGAAACUGACAUUCAGAAGCGAAUUGAUGAACUUGUAAAUAAUGCUGAAGAUUUGGAUGCAACUGAAGUAGAAGAAGAAGAACCAACAGGAGAAGUAGAAGUGGAAGCUCGUCCAUCGGAAUUGUUUGAUGAUGCCUCAACAUUCGAUGACUUGAAAAAUCACUUAACAGCGUUAAAAGAAGAACGAGUAGAAAAAGCUUUAAAAAUAAAAUGGAAGAAUCGUAUUUUGGAAGAAGAUGAUGAAAAAAUAUCGAUGGUUACUUCUGAAACUACCGCGAAUGAUUAUUAUCAACAGGCUAUAUCACGGCACGGAGAUCAAAACGCGAAUUCUCUCCUGCUGAACAAUACGAGAUGUCAGGGUGAUGGCCGAUUACUUCAUAUGCACAUCCGAGCUAAACCUGAUACAAUUCCGUUUCCCCCUAGUGUAGCAGAUUUUGCAAAAGGAGUCUAUGCCAACGCUUCGAACGCCUUUUCUAAGGACUUCGUUGCUCCUGAAAAUCAGUUUCUACCUUCUAAUGAUUCACCAGAUAAAUCACUGUUGAGCAGUGAUAAGGUUGAAGGUUCCGAAUGCGACGGAGAAGAUUUGGAAGAAAUUCUAUCAGAAGCAAAUGAAACCGAGCUAAUGGAUGCAACAAGUAUGCCAGAUAGAACUAUAAUGGAAACAACCAUGAUGCCUAAUCAGACGAUUCUAAUGAGAAAACGAAAAAAAAGCUCAAAAGUUAUUAAGAUGAGAGGCCGCGAUUUAGCUGAGUUAUGGUUGGAACCAGGUGCUGGAGUUCCUACCGUGAAAGAUGUUGAUUUUCAAUGUAUGAACAAUAUUGCUAAUCUCAGAACCGAGGGUCUUCCCAAAAAAACCAGUAUGCUCACUUGGGAGGAACUGGAAAUGGAUUCAGACGAUGUCCGAACUGAGCUGCAGUACUUCCAGUCUGCUGGUUUUGAUGGCGACUUUCGUGAUAUUGAAAGUGCUUACAACGCUGUAUUAGUUACGAAAAACGUAACCGAGAAUGAAGCAAAAGAGGCCGCAAAGGAAAUCGAUGAAAGUGGUGGUACGAAAGAAGAAAUUUAUGCUAAGAAGAAAAGGCUUCUCCUACCAGGAAGUUACCUUUUUUUUAUGGAUAUGGAUGAUAAGCCUUCUAAUAUAGCGGCUGAUCCGUGGGUAGAGGAAUGUAAUAUUGCGGCAAACUUUGAAACGUUCCAAGAUUCAGUCUGUAUGGAUGAAUUUGAUUCGUUUGACGCUGAAUGUCCGGAUGAUAAUGAGGCCACUAUAGUAGAGCAGGAUAAUACUUUGGUUGUGGAAGAAGAAACGACUAUACCCCGAGAAUUGCCUUCAGACGACUAUGUCGACAGUUUACUGGACACUGAAACAACUAGCGCUUAUUCUGAACAACCUGUAAGCUUAGAUACUCCUUCAGAAGAAUACCCAGAUGUUCCUAGCGAAGUUGCUCCCUGCGAGAACAACUUGUUGCUGAAACAUCUGGGAAAACGGGAUGCUGCCCAUUGGAAAGCAACAGAUAAGGUCACAGAGAAAGAGAAGAAGCCACGUAAAGAGAAGGUUCAAGUUGAACAAAACUUUGAAUCAUAUUUUGUACUUUCUGAUCUCAACGAUCGUGAAGAAGCGUUUAAUCGCUUCACAAUCGCCAAGCCUAAUUCUCUAGUUAAGAGUGAAGAUAUAGUUUUCCAAAACAAGAAACAGUUAGAGCGACGACCGUACCUUGGGGCCUUCGAUUUUGAAAACUUCACAAGACCUGGUUUGCUAUUCCAAGGGAGGUAUGGGGGAGUUCGUUUCCAACGUAGCUUACCGGUUCAAAUAAACGAUGCGAAAAUCAAUGAAGGUCUACCUGAAAACCUCGAAGUAGAAGAGGCCCAAGAUGUGGAAGAUGUUUGUAGAGAUUGGCUUGCAAUGUUCGGAGCUUUCCGUAUCAUCAAUGAAGAUAGUUCUAGUGAUGAAGGCGACGGAGAUUCUUCAAAAGAUUUGUUUUCGGAUUAUUGGGAGGAAGGCGAUCCUCCAGCUAAUGAUGACGGUUCUCGGAUAAGCUCGUCUAACAUAGUGGCAGAUGACGACAUGAAUGACGUUCCGACUGCUGAUGAUGAUUUCUUCCCCUUGAAUGGCGAAAUUGUCCCAACUUCUACACCUCUUUUGGGAGAUAGAAAUACAGAACAUGAAAGGUUGAGAGAUUUAUGGGCUAUGCAAUAUGAUGAUGAUAGCGCUGAUAGUGACGAAGAUGAGUCAGAAACUGUGACUAUAAUGGAGAAAAAAGUAACAAUCACUAACUCGAACAUCGACCAGUCGCGGGUGAAAGCUUACAUGAGAGAAAUUUUAACGUGUCCUUGGAUGUCAGCUGAUAAAUUAGAGAGAAAAACAGGCGAUGACAGUGACGCUAACAUAACGAUUACUGAAACAAGUGCUCCUACCGAUGAGCAAGACGACGAGACUAGUGAAAUUGUCAAUGCUGUAUUUGCUCCACCGCAGGAGGGUCAUCAAGAUAUACUGAAGAAAGUAGGAACAUCGUUCGGUGGUGAUACUGCGGAACAAAUGACAUCUGGAGUAGUAUUGAGUGAUUUCAAUGUCGAAGGUCUUCAUUCCAUGUCUUCUUUAGCAGCCAUUCUUCCCAAUCGUGUGGUGAAAAAAGCUGAAAGGAACAUGCACGUCGCUUUCGCUUUCAGUAUUGCUUUGCAAAUGUGCAAUGAAAACAUGUUGCAUCUGAGUCAAACAAGACCGGAUGGAGAACGAACAGGGCAUACCGAAAGUUGGAUGGGAGACUUUAUUGUUAGAAACGGAACUCCCCCACCUGGAAUGGGAGGCGAGUAA
Messenger RNA from Auanema sp. JU1783, 3369 nucleotides. The record is from the annotation of a GenBank genome assembly. NCBI's taxonomy places the organism in Eukaryota, Metazoa, Nematoda, Chromadorea, Rhabditida, Rhabditidae.